AUGCUCUUGCUCAAUGUGAGAGGUGCAACGUCAUUCGACGACUUAAGAAGUGCCAACAAUGUUGUAUAUGGCACAUUCGAGGAAGCAACAAGGGCAAGAAAUCUUUUGCAGGAUGACAGUGAAUGGAAGAACGUGCUGGGCGAAGCUGCAAUGACAGAGACAUCUGACCACAUCAGAAAGCUGUUCGCAUACAUCUGUGUGUUCAACAGACCGUAUGAUGCACUUGGGCUGUUCAACGACUAUGUUAACGAUAUGUGCGAUGACAUCGUUAACAAGAUAUAUGGUGAUGUUACCAACAUGGCUGACAGCGAAGAUCUGACGAACAGAGCUAUACUCACAACAAACAACGAUGCUGACAAAGGAAUCAAUGACAGGGUCCUUGACUUGAUGAUCGGCAACGAAGUAACAUACACGAGUGCAGACUCUAUUGUCACAGAGGACAACGAUGUUGUUGCGAACUAUCCGCUAGAGUUUCUCAACAAGCAGCAGCCUUCAGGAAUGCCACCGCACAAGUUAGUUCUAAAAAGAGGUGCGUUGAUAAUGCUAUUGCGCAAUCUUGAUCCAGCCAACGGCCUACUCAAUGGCACACACCUGGUGGUUGAUGAACUCCACACAAACUUCAUCAUGGCUACUAUUGUAACCGGAUCCAGGAAAGAUAGCAGGGCAGUGAUACCAAGGAUCGACAUGGCACCGAGCGAGACACAGCUGCCAUUCAUACUCAAGAGAAGAUAG
Molecule: messenger RNA, 732 nt
Organism: Vavraia culicis subsp. floridensis
Lineage: Eukaryota; Fungi; Microsporidia; Pleistophoridae
Exons: 1
Coding region: 1-732 (243 amino acids)
Source: RefSeq, a predicted model, not a curated record